CACACAGUCGACGGGAUCGCUGUGGAACUCAAACGGACUGUUGCAAAAAAAGAAAGUAAUGAGCCCAAAAAAUUUGCCAAUGCCAUGGGGAAGAAAAUAUUUGUUGGUGGCUUGAAGAAUGACAUUUUCGAGUUCCAACUCACUCAAUACUUCUCUCAGUUUGGUCAAGUUGAGAAGUCGGAAAUCAUGGUAGAUCUGGAGACCAGAAAGUAUCGAGGAUUUGGCUUUGUGCACUUCACAGAUGCCUCAGCAGCAGACAAAGCUGUGCUUGUGAAGUUACACACAGUCAAUGGACACCAAGUUGAAGUGAAGAAAGCUUUGACUAAACAAGAAAUACAGGGUGAAGACAAAAGGUCUCCAGGAGUCAUGGGGGGAAACCAAUAUGGCUUAGAUUAUCCCGGAAACAACACAUAUGGCGUCUCACACGGCCCCGAGAAUUCUGACCAGGAAAGCUCUUACGCUGGAUACAAUGGCUAUGGAAAUGGCGCAGGAUAUAUCGGUAACGAGGGAUAUGGCGGCUUACACACAGUUGACGGUAACAUGGUGGAAGCCAAACAGACCGUUGAAAAAACACAAUGUAACGAGCCUGAACCUCCUGCCAAUGGCAUGAGGAAUAAAACCUUUGUUGGUGGCUUGAAGAAUGACAUCUUUGAGUUCCACCUCACCCAAUACUUCUCUCAGUAUGGUCAAGUCGAGAAGUCUGAAAUCAUGAAAGACAUGUGUUAGAAAAUAUUUUUGUGGGGGUGCAGUGAG
This is a messenger RNA of Oryzias melastigma (Indian medaka), 753 nucleotides long. RefSeq names its product heterogeneous nuclear ribonucleoprotein A0-like. The record is from RefSeq and is a predicted model, not a curated record. NCBI's taxonomy places the organism in Eukaryota, Metazoa, Chordata, Actinopteri, Beloniformes, Adrianichthyidae. The transcript has a single exon. The annotation marks the transcript as partial. Gene Ontology annotation, molecular function: RNA binding.